AUGCGUCUUACUCUUUUAUCAUUAAAAAAGAUAGAAGCAGAGAUCAAUGACGAGACAGAACAGUGUGCUUUUGGCGAGACAGAAAGAAUCGUUGAGGAAAAAGACAUCAUAGCUGAGAAAGACACAGAGUGGGGUAGACAAAUAAAUAGAAGAGAAGAUAGGCUUGUUGGGACUGAACGAUUAGAGAAUGAGAAAAGGAGGAAGUUACAAGUUCGCGUAUGGACAUUGCACCCAGCAUGUGAUACCGUAUGUGCUGUUAAGCAUUUGGUGAAAUUAGCAGGAUGUGAGCAACAAAUGGAACGAGGAUGA
Molecule: messenger RNA, 309 nt
Organism: Thelazia callipaeda (thelaziosis nematode)
Lineage: Eukaryota; Metazoa; Nematoda; Chromadorea; Rhabditida; Thelaziidae
Source: the annotation of a GenBank genome assembly